This is a messenger RNA of Hydra vulgaris (swiftwater hydra), 2085 nucleotides long. RefSeq lists its product as uncharacterized. Gene Ontology annotation, biological process: glycosaminoglycan biosynthetic process. Lineage: Eukaryota; Metazoa; Cnidaria; Hydrozoa; Anthoathecata; Hydridae. Gene Ontology annotation, molecular function: UDP-galactosyltransferase activity. The record is from RefSeq and is a predicted model, not a curated record. Gene Ontology annotation, cellular component: Golgi membrane.
UUCAAAAUAGUUUUUUAUUAAAACUUCUUUUCUUUACAUUUAUAUUUAACUUGGUUACAAUUUGCAUUAUUAUAAAAUGUAAUUAUAUUUAUCAAAUGAAAGUUCGACAUUUAUAUCAAGAGGAACUUUUAAACAGUUAUAACUUACCGACUGCAAUUCUAAAAAAUAACGAAACUUUAAAAACUUUAACCGUAUACCACUUCAAUGACGAUUCCCCUCGAAAUUCAAUUUUAGAUAAAAUGAUCCAACCAUCUAUUUCAAAAGAUAUUAUGAUGAAGCGGUAUAUGGAAAACAAUAAUUUAGAAUUAAGUAAAAACACAGUGUAUAAAAGUUUAAAUGUUUUGAAAUUAAGUAAACCUGAACAAAUAAACAUGAUUCUUAUUGUAUCCUCUGCACCAUCUCGAUUUGAUCGAAGACUUGCAAUUCGUCAAACUUGGUGGAAACAAUGCAAAUCUACUUCAAAGUUAUCUGUUAAAUGCGUGUUCUUGACUGAUUGGAAAGAUCCAAAAACAGAUGGACUUCAUCUUUUAUUAGAGUCAUAUAAAUAUGGAGAUAUUUAUUUUCAAAAUUUGACAGGUGGAUACGACUUUGGAAAACGAUUUCUUUAUCAUAUGGCAUGGGCCAUGCAAAACUUCAUCUUUGAUUAUUUCCUUCGAACUGAUGAUGAUUAUUUUUUAUGUAUAAAAAAACUUCUUGACGAAAUACCAAUGCCUCCUAAAAAUCUCUAUCAUUGGGGUUGGGUGCAUUGUAUUAAAGAUAUGGUGCGUCCUGACGAAAGUAUAAUUUUAUUAUCAAAAGAUUUAAUUGAAAAAUUUUUAUACCAAGAUCCUCAAAAAAUGUUAUGUCAUCGUUGGGGUGGGCAAAUGAUUGGAAUUUGGAUAAAUAAUCUAGGUAUAAACAAUUUUCGUUAUAAACAUGAUACCCGCUUACACCAUGAUCCGCCAGCUGAACACGUACCCUAUUUUAAUAAUAAAACUGACAUAUGUUCUUCUUAUAUUGGAAUUCAUGGCAGUUAUCCAAGUAAAAUGAGAUCGUUUUGGAACUCAAGUAAUUUUAAUACAUUUAUAAACAACAAAACACUCGAUGAACACUGUGUAUAUUGCAAAUAUAAUCAAACCAUAAAUUGGAAGUUAUUUUUUGGUGAAUGGAAAGCUGAGCCCAAAUUAUGCAAAGAUAAUCCUAAUUGGGGUGGAAUGUUUGGAGCUACCUAUCCCGGACGCCAAGGUCCGUAAACAGUUUAUAACAGUAUUAAAUUAGCUUUUGUUUUUAUAUCAAUUUCAGCAUAUCGUUUGUUUUUACGGCAAUUUCGAUUUAUUCAACAUUUAGUUAUUUAUGGAUAUAAUAUUUUAAAUAAUUAUUGAUUUAAAUUCUUAUAGCUAUACAAAUUUUUUAAUUCAUAAUUAGUUUUGAAUAUUUAUUAACUUAAAUAAUUAUUUGUAAACUUAACUUAUUAUUAUUAUUAUCAAACUAUAACGACAAGUCGUGAGAAAUGGCAACUAUAAAGACCAUAAAAUUAAAACUAUAUAGUUUAAAAUUUUCAUUUUUUUGUAAAUUUAUCAUUAUUGUUUUUAAAAAUGUUUGUUGUUUUUCAGUUUUGACAGUUUACUGGUAGUUAAUUCCAUUUUUUGACUAUCCUGUUUGAGAAGUUGUACCAAACAUCAAACCUGUUUUGUUCUCUGGUUAGAAAGUUUCUUAGCCUUGUGCCAUGGUCGUGAUUUUCUUAAGUUGAUCUUGAACAACUCAAGAAAAGUUUAUUUUAUUUAGCCUUUUUUGAAUUUUGAAUUGUUGAAUUGGUCUCCUUUUGUUUGUCUUUCUUCCAGUGUUGUGAGACCAAGGCAGUGGAUCCUAUCCUCGUAUGUCUUACCAAUAACUUUUCUUACUAGAUUAGUUGCCCUUCUCUGAACUGCCUCAGCUGCUUUAAGUAUUCUAAUUGGAUCCCAUAUGGAAAUGGUAUUGACGUGAAGAGCAUUUAAAAGUGGUAAUUUUAAGGUAUUAGAUUGAGUUUUUCGGCUCACCCAAUAUGCGUUUUGAGUUUGCUAAUACAGAAUUUAUUUCCGGUCCCAUUUUGAGCCAGAGUUAAUUAAC